Vicia faba (fava bean) is the source of this 579-nucleotide messenger RNA. NCBI's taxonomy places the organism in Eukaryota, Viridiplantae, Streptophyta, Magnoliopsida, Fabales, Fabaceae. The record is from the annotation of a GenBank genome assembly.
AUGAGUCAUGAAGUGAAGUGUUUAGAGGAUAAUCAAAUGGUAUUAAAGAAAUCUAAGCAUUGUUCAGAAAAGAAGAAACUCGAAGAGAAAUAUUUUUCCCAAUUAGAGAAAGACAAAGUUCAUAAUGAUAUUGAAAAUGCUGCAUUGAAACAAGAUUUGGAUAUGGAAAAAAGAUCACAUGAAGAACAUGUUUUGCAGUUGGAUUUGCAAGCUUCUGAAUCUAAAGCGGUCAUAAAAUCUGUCAAAGAUGAAGUGAUAAAAGCAAAAAGAAGCUACUCGGAGGAAUACAAGUAUUUUGGAAUCAAGCUCAAAGGUCUAGCCGAGGCUGCUGAUGAUUAUCAUGUUCUUCUAACAGAAAAUAGGAAAUUAUAUAAUGAAGUUCAAGAUUUGAAAGGAAAUAUCAGGGUAUAUUGUCAAAUUAGACCAUUUCUUUCUGGGCAAAGUCAGAAGCAUACAACGGUUGAGUUUAUUGGUGAAAAUGGAGAACUAAUUAUUAGCAAUCCUCUUAAACAAGGAAACAGAAACCAGUAUAAAAAAAUUACAAAAAAAAACAUAAUAGAACUUUCACGAAUUUCCUAA